Messenger RNA from Perkinsus marinus ATCC 50983, 1650 nucleotides. Its product is annotated as programmed cell death, putative. Bases 1 to 1650 code for a protein of 549 amino acids. The transcript is spliced from 16 exons. The record is from RefSeq and is a predicted model, not a curated record. Gene Ontology annotation, biological process: negative regulation of DNA-templated transcription. NCBI's taxonomy places the organism in Eukaryota, Perkinsozoa, Perkinsida, Perkinsidae.
AUGCCACCCGCCCCUAAGGCUGUUAGGACUGCUGGUGGAUCUCAUAAAGCCAGUUGGAGCAAAAAGGUGUUGCUCUCUGAAGAUCCUGGAGCUGCUGCCCUAGACAGCAAUGACCCCAACUAUGAUGAGAUUUUGGACGGGGAAUACAAUCUAGACGUGUAUGAGUGUGGUACCACCUUUAGAAGUGUGAGGCAGAGGGCACCGAGCUAUGCUACUGGGCAUGAUAGCAUAGAGGGAGCUAAGCUGUCCAUGGCUGAAUUCCAGAAAAAGCUAUCGGGUAUACUUCAUGAUUAUUUCGCCACUAAAGACGCUACGGCUGCCGUUGACGAGAUUAAGGACCUAGACUGUUCAAUGUAUCACGAUGAGUUAGUGUACCGUAUCGUCAAGAUAGCCUUAGAUCAUGAGGAGUCCUUCCAAGCGUUGGCAUCGUCCUUGCUUACCCUCCUCUAUUCUGCUCAUGUUGUGACUCAGUCACAGAACCAGAGGGCCUUUGAGAAGCUCAUUGAAGUGUGGGAGGAUCUCAGCAUAGACGUCCCCAACGCUCCCGAGCAAAUCUUGAAGUUCCUCGACUGUGCUCUAUGCGAUGGUAUUGUUGCUGAUAACUUUGUCACUAGGCUGCCGGAAAACCUCUUGAGGAAGAUACGGGAUGCGGACGCCUCAGAGUUCAUUGACGUAUAUGAGCAAUUGGACGAGUUGAAAAAGUUCAAAGAGCAUGCCAAGGCAAUCUUGGUGGAUUACUUCGCCUCUCAUGGUGGAGGAGGAGCUGAAGAGGUCCGCCAGAGUCUACUAGCAUUGGAGAAGCCUGGCAUGCAUCAUGAGUUUGUACGGUCCGCCCUACAGCUCUCUUUUGAUCGUGAUGUCCGUACAAGGGCUGAGGUCAUCCAGUUGUUGGCGGACCUUAGGGAUAAGAGAGUACUCACUGACGACGAUCUUUCACUAGGCUUUGGCAGAAUGCUAGGUUCUCUCGAGGACUUCACCCUAGACUGCCCAGGAGCCCCCGAUAUGCUAUCAGGGUUGAUCGUACAAGCAGUAGUGGAGGAGCUGUUACCUCCAGCUUUCUUAAAGAACAGUCUAAGACUGCGUACGGGUAACGAUGUUGGCAUCAACUGUAUAAGGCAUGCUAUCAGCGUCCUGGAUAGUGAAAGAGUGUGGCGACAACGCCAUGACCAACAUGGAAGGUUCAACUUGGCCGGCAGUCCAUCUAAUAAGGACAAGGUAGAAUUCUCGGCGUUGGAGGAGGGUGGGAUGAAGGAGUGGAAACAGGAGUUGAGGAAUGCUAUCGUGGAGUACUUCUGCAGCGCUGACGGUGAUGAGUUUUGUAGAUUGGCAGCAGAGUGGGACGUAUCGUCGGAGCAAGCAGCUAUCGUGGUCAAGUAUAUUCUGAUGAUGGCUAUGGAAAGGACGGGAGACCAGUGCCUGAUGGCAGUUGAUCUACUGUGCCAUUGUGUAUUGGUUCGAGAGGAGCUUUCUAAAGAGGAUAUUGUCAAUGGGUUUAAGCUCAUCAUGGCAAACAUUGCCGAUGUUAAACUAGAUAUACCUGAUGCAGUGGAUAUGUUACGUGCAUUCCGUCGGCUCUGUAUUAAGCGUGGUAUCUUGGAACGCACAGCUACUCCUGAUGUGGAUGGUGAGGAAGAGGAGGAAGAGGAGUAG